This is a messenger RNA of Meriones unguiculatus (Mongolian gerbil), 1600 nucleotides long. It is a transcript of the gene Colec11, whose product is annotated as collectin subfamily member 11. The coding region runs from base 243 to 1079 and encodes 278 amino acids. The transcript has 7 exons. The record is from RefSeq and is a predicted model, not a curated record. Lineage: Eukaryota; Metazoa; Chordata; Mammalia; Rodentia; Muridae.
CAGGGCCCUGCAGGACAGCUGAUGCUUUCAGGCAGGAAGCUCUUGCAGAUAAGGCUGCAGCCUCAAGCAGAUUCGCUGGGCUAUCUGACAGCCCAGUCGGGUUCCUUCUGAGUUGGACUGCAGCUGCUCUCUGUAAAUAACAGCCAUGAGGCUCCUUGGAGCAGUAUCUCAGCGAGCCGGUGACCAUCAGGACAGUCCCUUCGCCUAGUGUGCGUCCAGAAGUCAGUGUCCUGCCUGCACUCAUGAUGACGAGGGACCCAGCUCUUGCAGGCAUGCUGAUUAGCCUGGCUUUCCUGUCACUGCUGCCAUCUGGAUGUCCUCAACAGACCACAGAGGACGCCUGCUCUGUGCAGAUUCUUGUCCCAGGCCUCAAAGGGGAUGCAGGAGAAAAGGGAGAAAAAGGAGCCCCAGGACGGCCAGGAAGAGUCGGCCCAACAGGAGAAAAAGGAGACAUGGGGGACAAAGGACAGAAAGGCACUGUGGGCCGCCAUGGAAAAGUUGGUCCCAUUGGCACUAAAGGUGAAAAAGGAGAUUCUGGUGACAUUGGACCGCCCGGUCCCAGUGGAGAACCUGGAAUCCCAUGUGAGUGCAGCCAGCUGAGGAAGGCUAUUGGGGAGAUGGACAACCAGGUCACUCAACUGACAACUGAGCUAAGAUUCAUAAAAAAUGCACUGCCCUCCCCUGCAGCUGUUGCUGGCGUGCGUGAGACUGAGAGCAAGAUCUACCUGCUGGUGAAGGAGGAGAAGCGCUAUUCGGAUGCCCAGCUGUCCUGUCAAGGCCGGGGAGGCACACUGAGCAUGCCCAAAGAUGAGGCAGCCAACGGCCUGAUGGCUUCGUACCUGGCACAGGCCGGCCUGGCCCGUGUCUUCAUUGGCAUCAAUGACCUGGAGAGAGAAGGUGCCUUCGUGUACUCGGACCGCUCCCCGAUGCAGACCUUCAACAAAUGGCGCAGUGGAGAGCCCAACAAUGCAUAUGACGAGGAGGACUGUGUGGAGAUGGUGGCCUCAGGGGGCUGGAAUGACGUGGCUUGUCACAUUACCAUGUACUUCAUGUGUGAGUUUGACAAGGAGAACUUGUGAGUGCUGAUAGGCUGUAGCUCAGGGGAGACAGCCAUCUGAACCCCACCCUUUAUAGACAAACCAGCGGCCACAGGCUACCCCUGAGCACCAGUCGCCAUGUCUGUCAUGUCUGCCGGUUCCUUUCCACACGGAAGUGCAGAGCCUCGUUGAUGAAGGGCUGUUUGAACCGCAGGAGGGAAGAAACCUUGUUUCCGGGAGCUGCUCUGAAGGUGAAGUUUUAUCAUCUGUGAAGAGAGAUUCGUUCAUUUUCAAUCACCACCCAGAAGGAUGCUGUGAAGCUCCUGCCUUGGUCCAGGUGCAAGACAUAGUAAAUGUUGCAGCAAUUUUGUAUACAAACAGUGGCCAUGAGGGCAGGAGCUGCCGCCCACCCUUUAAACUACACAACAAGUACUCACGUGCUGGUGACAUGUUUCUGUGUGUUACUCUAUCACCUAGGUUCUUUUCACUAUUAUCCAGGUAGGAACUCUGUCACUCUGCUUCAAACCUGUAUUUCAGGAAUACAAAUAAAUUCUCCCAAUUUA